Plasmopara halstedii is the source of this 1281-nucleotide messenger RNA. RefSeq names its product flap endonuclease 1. The record is from RefSeq and is a predicted model, not a curated record. Lineage: Eukaryota; Oomycota; Peronosporomycetes; Peronosporales; Peronosporaceae. Bases 1 to 1281 code for a protein of 426 amino acids. The transcript is spliced from 2 exons. Gene Ontology annotation, molecular function: 5'-3' exonuclease activity; 5'-flap endonuclease activity; DNA binding.
AUGGGAAUCAAGGGUCUGAUGAAGCUGUUACAGGAGGAGGCACCAUCCUGCAUCAAGGAGGUGGAGAAGAUGUCGGCGCUAGCGGGACAUGCUGUCGCAAUCGACGCCAGUAUGGCGCUGUAUCAGUUUCUUAUCGCGAUUCGAUCUGCUGAUGGCGGCGGUCCAUCCCAGGCUCUGACAAAUGCAGACGGAGAGGUGACGUCCCACCUUCAGGGCAUGUUCAGUCGUACUAUCCGCAUGAUGGAGAACGGUUUAAAGCCCGUUUACGUCUUUGAUGGAAAGCCUCCUGUCAUGAAGAGCGGUGAAUUAGCUAAACGCAGUGACCGCCGACAAGAGGCGCAGAAGGCACUUGAGGAGGCUACAGAAAAGGGGAUUGCUGAGGAUAUUGACCGUUUUAAUAAACGCUUGGUUCGCGCUACGCCGCAACAUAAUGCGGAUUGUGUGGAGCUUUUAAGUUUGAUGGGCGUGCCACACAUCAUAGCUCCGUGCGAAGCUGAAGCCUCGUGUGCUGAACUUGCGAAAGGUGGUCACGUGUAUGCAGCAGGCACGGAGGAUAUGGACGCUUUGACUUUCGGUGUGCCAGUGCUCUAUCGACGUCUGACUGUGUCACCUGCAAAAAAAAUUCCGAUCCUAGAGAUUCGUUUGGAGCGCGCUCUUCAGGAACUCGGGCUUACUUAUGAGCAGUUUGUAGACCUUUGCAUUUUGUGCGGAUGUGACUAUUGCGACUCGAUUCGUGGAGUGGGUCCGAAAAAGGCAUACGCAGGAAUCAAAGAGCACAAAAAUAUUGAGAAUUAUAUUGAACAUUUGCGGACGCACAAGAGUAAAGGUGUCAUUAUUCCUGACGAAUGGUUAGGAGAAAAUCCCAUUUACAAGAAUGCACGCGAAAUGUUUAUUCAACCUGAAGUUGUUGAUACUAAGAAAGCAAAGAUCAAGUGGAGUGACCCACAAGAGACCGAGCUGCUGGACUUUCUUGUCAAGAAGCAUGGCUUUCAAAAAGAUCGAGUGCUUUCGGCCAUCAUGCGAUUGAAGAAAUCUAAAAGCACGCAAUCGCAAAAGCGACUCGACAGCUUUUUCAAAUGGUUGUCGCUGGCAAUUCUAUUUAGAUCCUUUCCAUCAGGUCAGUCACAUCGUUUUAAUUUUACCUCUCCAAAUAUGGCGCCAUUUCUCAAACAUGAAAAGAGUUCACUCACGUACGAAACAAUUAUGAAACAACAAGUGUUUCCAGCCGCAUAUGCACUAUCUUGCACGAUAUUGUUGCCAAGUAAAGAGAUUUUACUGUAA